AUGUCCCGUAGCAUCCAUGGCCCGCGAGUCGCCGGUGUUGCCCGGUACAUAUCCUGGGGUUGCGGCACGUCUUCACAUGUGUUGAUGCCUUCGGCCGAGGGGUAUAAUGUGCCGGCCGCGGGUGGCGUGAAUUUUCCUGUCAUCCAGCAGGUGGCCUGUUUCUACAUAAUACUUGGUCUGGGAUAUGCAAGAGCAGGACACUGGGCAUCCCAGCCCAUUGAAGCAGGGUGGCCUGAAGGCCUGCCUCGUACGUAA
Molecule: messenger RNA, 255 nt
Organism: Purpureocillium lilacinum
Lineage: Eukaryota; Fungi; Ascomycota; Sordariomycetes; Hypocreales; Ophiocordycipitaceae
Source: RefSeq, a predicted model, not a curated record